Messenger RNA from Lotus japonicus, 2438 nucleotides. Its product is annotated as WEB family protein At4g27595, chloroplastic. The record is from RefSeq and is a predicted model, not a curated record. The coding region runs from base 127 to 2070 and encodes 647 amino acids. The transcript has 3 exons. Lineage: Eukaryota; Viridiplantae; Streptophyta; Magnoliopsida; Fabales; Fabaceae.
UAAAACUAAAACCCCUCUUUCUGCUCUGAUCUUGCGGUUUUCCCGUCUUAUUUUUCUUACAUUCUAAUAAUAAUAGCUCCCUAAUUGCAUAGUUUAUCCAUGAUCUAACAUUUCAACUAAAAUACCAUGCAUGCCCUUUUCCCGUUGACUCCUCUUACACCAUAUUUCCUAAUCUUCGUGUCUUGUUCUCCAACCUCAAACCUUUAUUUUUUUGCCCCUAAUUCUCUCAAAUUCAUUUUGGAACAACAACUCCACCACCAAAUCCCUAUGCAACAACACCAUCAUUUGGAGCAAUAUGAUGAGAAGAUGAAUCAAAUGAAAGAGCAGAUGAGGAAAGUUGAGGAAGAGAAAGGUCAAGCCUUUAAUGACCUCAUGGAAAUGAAAAAGGUGGCUGAGCAUACUAAUGUCAUGGUUGAUGAAGUAUUGGCCACUAAAAGGAUUUCAGACCUAAAAAAUACAAUAGAACAUAACAACAAUAACAUUAUUGCAGCAUCAGAAAAAAUUGAAAAAGGGAUGGAAUUGGACCUCCAAUUUUUAGACAAAGAUGGUGAAUUGGGAAAACUGAGGAAAGAGAUGGAUGUUCUUCGAUCCUCAGAGGAAAACUCAAUGGCCAUAUCUUUUGAUUACAAGAGGAAAGUUCAGGAAUUGGAGGCUGAAUUGGACAAGAGAAGAGAAUCAGAAGCGAAUUUGUUUGACACAUUGGUGAUGCAAACGAAACAACUAGAGCAGAACAAGAUUUUGCUUGAAGAGUCAAAGCUUGAGAUUGCUUCACUCGAGGAAAAAAUCAAGGCAAUUGAAGGAGGUGAAAUCCAAAUCAUGAAAAUUCCUCUUGAAUCUGAAUUUGACAUAAGGGAUUCCACACUAGCGUGUGUGAGAUCUGAAAUAGAGCUACCAAAAAAGGACCUAGUCAAUAUGGGACUUCUCAGCAACAACGAAGGCGAGGGACACUCCAAGAAGGCACAAAAUCUUCUUGGAGAGUUGAACUCACUUAAAAGUGAAUUGAAGCUAGCAACACAGGCUGAGGAGAAUAGCAAGAAAGCCAUGGAUGAUUUGGCAUUAGCAUUGAAAGAAGUAGCGACAGAAGCUAACCAGGUGAAGGCAAAGCUAACCUUAAGCCAAGUGGAACUAGAGCACACAAAAGGAGAUGUGGAGCGUUGGAGAGCGAUGUUAGAAACCACAGAGGAAAAGUACAAGGAGCUUCUAGAUGUAACGAGAAAAGAAGCUGACCGGUUCAAAAACACUGCUGAGAGAUUGAGAUUGGAAGCUGAAGAGUCGCUUUUGGCGUGGAAUGGGAAAGAAACGGAGUUCGUAAAUUGCAUUAGAAGAGCUGAAGAGGAAAGAUUGCUCGCACAAAAAGAAAGCAAUAGAAUAGUUGAUCUACUCAAUGAAGUAGAGAACAAAAAUAAGGUUUCAAAGGAAGAAAAUCAAAAGCUGCGUGAUAUACUCAAACAAGCUUUGAAUGAAGCCAAUGUGGCAAAAGAAGUUGCAGAAAUUGCAAAGGCUGAGAACGCUAGAUUGCAAGAUAGCCUCACCCUGCUUGUUCAAGAGAAUGAGAUGUUAAAGAUUCAUGAAGCUGCAUCAUUUGAGAACAUCAAAGAAUUGAAGCGAAUGCUCUCAGAGUCAUCAAUAAAAGAAUUCAAGAAUGAUGAUAUAGACAGAUUGUUGGAUAAGGAAUCCGGGAAAAAAACAAAGGCACAACAUUCACAUAGCUCAACAGAGAAAGACUCUAAGAAUCUAAACAAGACUUUUAGUUUUAAUCUGAAGGACAUGAUAACGCCCCAUAAUAAGCAGCAACACAAGGUUGGCGGGAGUGAAGAGGCAAACAACAAGGAAACGAAAGACGAUGACACGCUAAGGGGUUCAAUAUUUGAUGAAGUGGACUCAUCUGAUUCAGAAUCGCGUCAUGAUGAAAUGGCUGAAUAUUUUGAUCAUCUUGAUGAUGCCCCAGAAAGUGACAGGAACAAUAGGAAAAGAAGAGCUUUGUUGAGAAGAUUUGGAGAUCUUAUAAGGAGAAAAGGUUAUCAUUAUCACCAGAAAGAACCGUCCAAUGAGGAAAAUUUACAAACGUAACACAAAUUCUAUAGUUAAGUACUCAUACAUUAGACUACUGUGUUCAUAUUAUUUUGUUGUGCAUUUGUUUAGAUAAUCUCAAAUAUUACAUACCCCUAUUUUUUCCCGUGCUGCUUUGAUUUUCUUUCUUGUUUCUUCUAAUGUGUGAAGAAUGGCGUAUUAUAAUUGUUAAUUUUGGAUUACGUAAAUAUUUUAUCACUUUAAAAUAUUAUAGGUGACGGUCAAGAAGGGAUCCAUGCUCAUAAGCAUCACUUGUUUCAGAUUUUUUAUACUAAGGACCUUAAAUCUAUGCGUUACUUUCUUGACAUUGAGGUAGUUUCAUCGAAGACUGACAUUUCUAUUUUUAAAGUACAUAUGAGCUUAAUAUU